AUGGGCCUUGGCCGACAGGCAGCCUUCGCAGCAUUCAUCGAAAUAGAUGCCAUCAAUGUAGUACAAAGACGCAUUCGCCAUUGUUCGAGUUGUGAACAGAGACGCAUGUCGGCUUUGGAGCACAGCUGCGAUCCAGACGCUGCGCUGAUUUUCAGCGGUACAACAGCUACGUUGCGAUCGCUCAAAGAAGGCAUUAACAGCUACAGUAACGAGGAUGCUCCGAGUAUUCCUGUUGAGCAAACAUAUAUAGGCCAGCGACAAGUCAUUGUUGCUUGCGGAGGUAAGUUCCGAGCACCAACUUCAAAGCAUCGUUAUCUGGUCGGCGUUUAUUCCACCGUUGUCUUCGGCAGCUCACAGUAG
Gongylonema pulchrum is the source of this 360-nucleotide messenger RNA. The record is from the annotation of a GenBank genome assembly. NCBI's taxonomy places the organism in Eukaryota, Metazoa, Nematoda, Chromadorea, Rhabditida, Gongylonematidae.